AUGAACGUGGUUGCUCGACAUCGGGUUUCUCACAUGCUGAUUUUUCUCACUCGUUUCGUGUUAAUAUUCGGGCUCUCGCAGCUCGCCUCUAGCGUACAAGAUGCAACACAUCCUCCACCAGCAUUGGAUGAUCUAGAAGGAAACGGAUUCAGUGGUAUGAGGGUUUCAAAUUACAGUAGCGCUGCAGGCCCACGUGAAGAUCAUGAAGUCUUCGGCGAGUAA
Cooperia oncophora is the source of this 222-nucleotide messenger RNA. Lineage: Eukaryota; Metazoa; Nematoda; Chromadorea; Rhabditida; Trichostrongylidae. The record is from the annotation of a GenBank genome assembly.